Aspergillus fijiensis CBS 313.89 is the source of this 1876-nucleotide messenger RNA. RefSeq names its product cation:proton antiporter. The record is from RefSeq and is a predicted model, not a curated record. Gene Ontology annotation, molecular function: antiporter activity. The coding region runs from base 1 to 1740 and encodes 579 amino acids. The transcript is spliced from 3 exons. Gene Ontology annotation, cellular component: membrane. Gene Ontology annotation, biological process: proton transmembrane transport. Lineage: Eukaryota; Fungi; Ascomycota; Eurotiomycetes; Eurotiales; Aspergillaceae.
AUGAGCUCCCCUGAAACCGCAUUUGCCUACGAGGAGCCCUCCAUCCACACCAUUCUCAAUCAAUCCGGCUUCCUGCUAGUCCUCAAUCUGGUCAACGUCUGCCUGGACAAACUGCUCUACUGCGGGCUUAUCGGCCAGCUCUUCAUCGGCAUUCUCUGGGGUACUCCCGGGGCGAAAUGGCUCAGCGACGACGCGGAGACCGUGAUUCAGCAGCUCGGGUACCUGGGCUUAAUUCUGUUGGUCUAUGAAGGCGGUCUCUCGACUUCACUCUCUUCGCUGCGAGCGAACCUCUUCCUUUCGGUCGCCGUGGCAUUGACCGGGAUCGCUACCCCCAUGGCUCUCUCCUUCAUCCUCAUGGAACUGGUCUCAGCGACUCCCUUGCAAGCCUUUGCUGCUGGAGCGGCCCUCAGUGCGACCAGUCUGGGGACCACGUUUACCAUUCUUUCCACCACGGACCUUGUCAAGACACGGCUGGGUGUUGUAACUACGAGUGCGGCGAUGCUCGACGAUGUUGUAGGACUGGUGAUGGUUCAGAUCAUCACGAACCUUGGUGGCGGUGGCGGCGAUUCGUUCAGUGCGGUGACUGUCAUCCGACCGAUCUUCGUGUCGCUCGCCUUUGGUGUGGGCGUCGUGCUUGUCUGCCGGUUCGGUGUGACGCCUACCCUGCGGGUUCUCUUCAUGCACCGCGACAAAUUUCCCAAUGCUGCGAAGACAGUUCAGUUUGCUUUCCUGGCUUAUACGUGUCUCUUGGUGGGGCUGGUCGCUGGUGCUACCUACGCAGGGACAUCCAGCUUGUUUGCUGCAUAUCUUGCGGGUGUCUCAGCGACGUGGAUCAAAUUGAGGACUCAGAAUGCCUCCCAGGAGCGUGCGUCCAGCCAGGGAAGUGGGACUUCCGAGCGGGAUGGCCAAGGGAAUCCCUCACAAUCCGGUGACAUGAGCUCGUCUUGUGCAGAAUAUCCCACUGGCUCGCUGGUUUACGAGAGAUACUAUGCGGAACCAGCCAAGAGAAUCUUAAUUCCGCUCUUCUUUGCCUCGAUCGGAUUUGCUGUCCCAAUCACGGAAAUGUUCAGGGAGGAUAUUGUCUGGAGAGGGGUCAUCUACGCCAUUCUCAUGUUCUUCGGGAAAGUCGUGACAGGUACCUGGCUGGUCAGAUUUACCUUCGGGCCGGUGUCGAGCUUGGUUCGGACAUUGACAGCAUUCUUCUCCUACGUUAGACUGGCCUGUGCCCGUUCACCGCAGGCUAAAUCAGCAAAGGUGAAGGACAAGACGACAAAGAAAGAGAAAGCACGCUCGAGGGACUCGAACACUGUAGCCGCAGAUCAAUCCACAGAUAAGGUCGCUGGUAGCGGUACAUCGGCGUCGAACGGCAACAACUCUUCCCAGCGAGCUUCCGCCAGCUCAACUGCGAGAAAUCAUCCAUGGCCUGAACGUGCUAGCUCGUCUAGCUCUCUUCCCCCCAAACCCAAAUCUCUGUAUCCAUCGUCAAUAUUGGGUCUGGCAAUGGUAGCGCGAGGGGAGAUAGGCUAUCUCAUUGCGUCCCUCGCAGAAUCGAAGGGGAUCUUUGGUCAAGGCCCAACUGGCGGCUCUUCAGACACUUAUCUGGUCGUCGUUUGGGCGAUCUCGAUCUGCACCCUUCUUGGUCCCAUUUGUGUAGGUACGCUUGUCCGAAGGGUAAAGACCCUGCAGCAACAGCGGAUCAACUCGGGUGGCCCAGAUCCGCUGGGCGUGUGGGGCAUUUGAUCAUAGUGGUUGUCUAUAUGCGCUGGCGACCACCUAGUUAGGACAUGGUGAGAAGUCCAGCUAUGUGUUUCCGAGUUGCUGUAUAUAGAAGCAAGCAAGACAUACAUAAAUUGUACAAUGACACUGGAACAUGAAC